Messenger RNA from Ahaetulla prasina, 5819 nucleotides. RefSeq names its product docking protein 7 (gene DOK7). The transcript is spliced from 10 exons. Bases 35 to 1933 code for a protein of 632 amino acids. Lineage: Eukaryota; Metazoa; Chordata; Lepidosauria; Squamata; Colubridae. Gene Ontology annotation, biological process: neuromuscular junction development; positive regulation of protein tyrosine kinase activity. The record is from RefSeq and is a predicted model, not a curated record. Gene Ontology annotation, molecular function: protein kinase binding.
GCCCCCUAACAGCUGUCGGCAGCCAUGCGCGAAGAUGACGGACGCGGUGGUGCUGGAGGGGCAGCUGAAGUGGCGGGAGGGGAAGAAGUGGAAGAGCCGGUGGCUGGUCCUGCGCAAGCCCUCUCCAGUGGCCGACUGUUUGCUCCUCCUGGUAUAUAAGGAAAGGUCCGAACGUCUGCGAGGGCAGAAGGAGCGGAGCAGCGUGACCUUGGAGGACAUCUGUGGCUUGGACCCCGGGCUCUGCUACGAGGGGCUGACCCACACCCUGGCUAUCAUCUGCCUCACCCAGGUGGUGAUGCUGGGCUUUGAGAGCAAGGAAACCAUGCACGUCUGGGAUGCGCACAUCCGAUACAGUUUAGGGGAAGUUCAUCGGUUUCACGUCGUGGUCGCGCCUGGAACCAAGCUGGAAAGUGGCCCGGCUACUCUUCACUUCUGCAACGACAUACUGGUAUUGGUAAAGGAUGUCCCGCCGGCCAUCAUGGGACAGUGGAAGCUCUCGGACCUCCGGCGCUAUGGGGCCGUUCCUAACGGAUUUGUUUUUGAAGGCGGGACACGAUGCGGCUUCUGGGCCGGAGUUUUUUUUCUCUCUUCCACAGAAGGGGAAAAAAUCAGCUUUCUCUUCGAUUGUAUCGUUCACGGCAUCUCUCCAACCAAAGGCUUUCGGCGGGCGCUAGCAGACCCCAGUGCGAGUCCCGCCUGCACGGAAGAAAGGGUGGCCUACGAGGCUUCGAAGUUGGAGAAGCGCCUCAGCCUGCUUUCCCACAGCGGCUGCCACGGCAGCGGAGGGGAUGACCGGAGCUUGUCCAGUGCGUCCUCGGACACCAGCCACUCCGAUGCCAGCAUCGGGAGCAGAUUGACUCUCUGGCCCGAGCAGUCAUCCGCCGGCACUUCCCAGGAGUCUCGUGGACCAGUGGCGGUGGCGGCAGCAGCAGCAACAGCAGAGAAGCUGCAGUCAGACGGAGCCCAGGGGGCCAGCAAGCUGCCCCCCAGCCUCCUGCGCUCCAGGCAGCUCCAAGAAAUUGGCCGCCAGAGUUCCUCCGACAGUGGGAUAGCGACCGGAAGCCACUCCUCUUAUUCGGGAAGCUUCUCUUCCUACGCGGGGAGCCUGGACAUUUGCCACGGGGAUGAGUUUGGGUCCCUGCUGAGCCUCUCGCUCAACUUCCCUUCUGACCGGAAUGUUUGCAGUUGCCUGCCAGGGGAGCCAGGGAGAAGCCCCGGGUUGGAGUACCAGGCCCCUAGCUGGCUCCGGCACACCUACGAUACGCCCCGAAGUUUGUUUGCGGCGUCUACGACAGGCAGCCUCCCCUCUGGUCCAGACGCAGGCCUGUCCAAGAUCCAGAGCUCCAAAGGGGACGUGAAACGCCCAGCCCCCCAUGCCGCUUCCAGGCCAAGCAUGGAAAAGGACUCGCAGGCCGCCUUCCCACCGGGUAGCACCAAAGGCUCCUUCCCGGAGACGCAGCUCAGGCAGCCGGUUCAGGGCCAGGAUUGGAGAGGGCCCGAGGUUGCUCCGUGCGUCCCCAGCAGUUCUUGUGAGCUGUGCAGCUCCCCUUCCGAGGCGAAGCCGGCUCUCUUCCCGUCUUGCCCAGUCUGUGGUGGGAUACAGGAGACUUCAAUUUUACCAUCUCAAAUGUUCGCACCCAAUCUAGAACCGUCCCUUUCGGAGCAAUUGCACGGCGAAACGGCAACUUACGUGAAUAUCCCCACCAGCCCCACAGCGAAGAAGCAGCUCCAUUACAUGGAGGUGGAGCUUCAGGAACCCAGCGGGAGCGUUCGAGGUGGCGACGCCACGAAAUACGCCCAGAUCGACAUCACCGCCACGGAGACGGCCCACAAGGUGGGCACCCAACACGCCCACUUCCGCGAAGAGCGUCUGCAGGAACUGGAGCAGCAGCAGCAGCAGAAGAAAGACGGCGGCCCGCCCGGUUCUUCCUAAGGGGGGACAGAAAUUCGCCACCUGCCCACCGGCGCUCGGGUCUGGACCCGAUUCAUUCCAAUGGACUCGCUUCCCAGCAGGAAAACCAGCUGCGCGGCUGGACGGGUUUGCCCCAAAGGGUCUUUUUUCCAAGAGGCAACUGGACUUUCGUUGAAGACGUCUCGCUCCUCAGCCAAGAAGCUUCUUCAGCUCUGACUGGAUGAUGGUGGGGAAAUGGAAGGAUUUACACUCCUUAUAGACAGCUGGUCAUUUGCAUCGUUUUCAGCGGGUCGUGGAGGCCACUUGGAGAUUUGUUUAUCUGUGUCCAAAACAUCAUCUGAAUAGUACAAAUGGGUGCGGAGCGUGCUUGGAACUGCUGAAAGGAAUUGCGUUCUAGACUGGAGAUAGAGGAUGUCGUAUCCCUCCCCGUCUAAUGAGGGAGGGGCGUUCAGUUUUGACACAGGUGGCCUCUUUGACACCCGCCCCCCCUCUUCCAAACCAGCAGUAACCCACCGUGGGGGGGGAAAAAUGUGGAUCUUGGCACACGAGGCAUUAGAUACCAAAAAAAACGAGGCAUUUCAAGUCUGAGAAAAAUAACUAGAGCGAAAUAUGCAAGAAACGCAGGUCUGUACAGUGUACGUAUUGAUCCGAUUGCUUUUGUUAACAGCCAAAGUGGCUUUGGAUUGUUAUUUUUAUUGUUGUUAUUAUUAUUAUUAUUAUUAAUUAUUCAAAAAGCCGAAGGACAUCUGCGUGAUUAGGAUCGGGCCAUCGGACGAGAAGCGAACAGCAUGAACCAAACCGACUUUUAAUUUUGCCUCCACGUGUCACCAGGUGCCUCUUGUCGUGUCCCACUCCUCCGCUGACGGCCGGGUCAGGGAAAUCCGAAUCAGGCGUGCUUCUGCAGCUCUGCCAAAGUCCUAGCAAAGUUCUCAAGGCAGGCAGGAGACCAGAAAGUGACUUCAGCAAGAUAUGUUCAACUUUGCCUGACUCAGAGAAUGCCAGAAAGCAGGUCCUUUAUAUAGGCCAUGGGGUGUGGCUCCAUGACUCAGCACUUAUCCAGGCCCCUCCCUUCCUUCUGACGCCGCCGCCUAUCAAUUCUUCUGAAGCGAGGGUCACUCCAGUCGGCAGCUGUUGGUAACUGACCUCCCUCAGGCUCACAUGCUGUGGGGGAGGGGGAGGGGUCUAGUUGCUCCAUUUGCCUGGGCAUGGAGCCAGAGCUGGGGCCGGGAGGUGCUUCCUCCUCCUCAGCCUGUCUGGGCAUGGAGCCAGGGCUGGGGCCGGGAGGCAUAUUAGGACAUUCCUCAGCGUUCGGAAGCAGAUAAGAAGGCCCCGGCUGCGGUGAGAGCGGGCAAGACACAACACCUCUAGCUGGGAUGCAGGGGUCUCCUUCCUCUUGUAGAAAGCAGGGGGGUCUCCAAACUCGGUAACUUUUAAGACCUGUGGAUUUCCAACUCCAUGCUGGCGGAGGAAUUCCGGGAGUCGAAGUUCCACACGUCUUAAAAUGGCCACGUUUGAACACCCCUGUGGUAGAGUAACUGGUGUUUCCAGGAGACUUUGGGGGAAGGGGAGGGCUUCGGUGGAGUCCGCCAUUCCCGGGAAACGCAUCUCCCGCGCAGAUCAGGAAGGUGGAGGGAACUUUUUCCUCCCUUUUUGCUUGGAUCAAAGGCUGCUUGUGUGCAGGAAGAGACCCCUCCCCUUCCCGCUUGCACCCCCAGCUGAAGCAACUGGUUUUUAUUAUUUAUUAUUUAUCUGUAUGUAGCUGUUCUUGCAGGCCUCCCCGGUGUCCAUAAUGACGGUUGCAAUUAUUACUAUUUUAGAGGUACGUGCGUUGAUCUGCAAGACCAGCACAGCUACCGUGUUUCCCCGAAAAUAAGCCCUCCCUGAAAAUAAGCCCUCCCUGAAAAUAUUUAAGCGCAUGCACAGCCGGUCCCCACCAUUUCCUCUGGUUAGGGCAGGGGUCUGCAACCAUAAACACUCAAAGAGCCGUUUGGACCCGUUUCCCACAGAAAAGAAAACACCAGGAGCCACAAAAACCCUUCCCGUGCCUGACUUAUUUCUUGAGCGGCCACAAAACUAGCAUAUAUCUAGUUGAAUUAAACGUUCUGUUUUCUUCUGAAACUUUUCUUUUCUUAGAUUUAUUCAUGGUUGGCAUGCCGGGGUUGAAAAACUCAAAUCAAUCGCGUGCCGGCUGGUGUCGCACUCUGGCGGUUGUGACGCAUAUUUUGAAUGACGGGGAGCUGCACCAGAGGGGUGAAAGAGCCACAUGCGGCUCCAGAGCCACAGGUUGCUGACCUUUGGGUUAGGGAGACAGAGCUGGAAAUCAGGUAAGACGGCAAGAGUAGCCCCGUCUUGCUCCACGCGUCCCAAAAUAAUAAGACCUCCCCGAAAAUAAGGCCAAGCGCUUAUUUCAGGGUUCCAAAAAAUAUAAGACAGGGUCUUAUUUUUGGGGAAACACGGUAGUAUCAGGGAGGUAUCGUCGUAAAUCCUCAGAAAGACACUCAGGGGGUCUUCCAUUGACCUGUCCCUCCUGCUCUGUUUCCCUAUAAUGUCGUCUCACCUGUUCCCAUCCAUCUGGGUAGCCUUUUCAGGCUCUCGCAGGUGGCCAUCCCCACCCCGCACAUCUAGGGGUGACUGCAAGGUUACAAGCAAGUGAGCGUAACGGUGGCACUCAAAUUCCACCUCUUCUUCUACGCAUGUAAAAAUAUCAGCUGGAGGUUUUGGUCGCAUCGCAAUAGCACGUAGACUUAUAUACCGCUUUGCUGGCCGCUCUAAGCGGUUUACAGAGUCAGCCUCUUGGGCCCCCCCCACCCAACAACGAUCUGGGUUUUCAUUUUACCGACCUCGGAAGGAGGGAAGGCUGAGUCAACCUUGAACCGGUCAGAAUUGUACUGCGGGCGGUGGGCAGCGUUAGCCUGCAAUACUGCACUCUAACCACAGGGAGGGAGGGAGGAUGGGGGGAGGGAGGGAAGGAAGGAAGAAAGGAAGGAAGGAAGGAAGGAAGGAAGGAAGGAAGGAAGGAAGGAAGGAAGGGCAAUAGCACUUAGACGUAUAUAUCACUUUACAGAGCUUUCCAGCCCUCUCUAAGCGGUUUACAGAGUCAGCCUCUUGCCCCAACAAUCUGGGUCCUCAUUUUACGGACCUCGGAAGGAUGGAAGGCUGAGUCAACCUUGAGCAGGUCAGGAUCGAACUGCUGGCAGUUGGCAGAGUAAACCUGCAGUGCUGCAUUCUAACCACUGCACCACCACAGUGAAGAAAUUCGAGGCAGGAUAUGGUCACAUGGCCGAAGUGCGAGAAGAUCUGUUGUUCCCGUCUUGCAGCAGAUAAUUGUGGGGUGCCCCGAGGUUGCAGCUGGUUUUGGGGCACCAGCCCACCACUUUAGAAGGAGGAGAGACAAUUAGGGAGCAGAUACCAUCUCUUGUUGUCUGACCAGGGAGUCGCACGCUGCGGAAACCUGCUAUAAUACGGAAUUUGCAACCAAAACGGUGCAGAUCCAUAGCUUUUAGUUCAUUGAGCUGCUUGGGUUUUGAAAAAUAGCAUGCGUGAUCGUCUGGUUUUUUUUUUUUCCAACCUGUUCCAUUUCACAUCUUUUUUUUUUGGUGCACAAUCUCAUUUCCUUCGCAGCAAAGGCCUGGUUUCCUUUGGGUCCAGCAGAGCCUCGUCAACGGCGGUAGGUCUGGCCCAUGUUCUGCCCCUAUAGAAACGGGGACUCUCAGCGCCCCACUUACUCGUUUUUACUUCACCAUGUACGUAGUUCUGACUCUAGUCCGGCGUUUGAGACCCGGUCUCCCGUUUUUACCCAAAUAGUGCGCAGAACCACCUUUACAGAAUUUAGGUGCCUCUUGAAAUAUGGGCUUGAAUUGCCUCUCCGAAGUGUCCUUCAAAUGCUGAAAUAAAAAGGUAAAAUUGU